Otolemur garnettii (small-eared galago) is the source of this 1607-nucleotide messenger RNA. It is a transcript of the gene R3HCC1, whose product is annotated as R3H domain and coiled-coil containing 1. NCBI's taxonomy places the organism in Eukaryota, Metazoa, Chordata, Mammalia, Primates, Galagidae. Bases 1 to 1422 code for a protein of 473 amino acids. The record is from RefSeq and is a predicted model, not a curated record. Gene Ontology annotation, molecular function: nucleic acid binding. The transcript is spliced from 9 exons.
AUGAACGCCGCGCGGUGGCGCUGUGCCCCCGCAGAGCCCAGGGUCUCUCUCGGGCGCGCUGCCCCCCACCCCCGCCCCGGGGACCCUAAGAGCGACUGCGACGUGCAGGCGGCCGCGGCUCUCUCACCGGUCACCCUGGCCCUUCUCUGCUUGGACGGUGUCUUCCUCUCCUCAGCCGAGAAUGACUUUGUCCACCGGAUCCAGAAGGAGUUGGACCGCUUCCUGCUGCAGAAGCAGCUGUCAAAUCGCCUCCGGUACCUGAUCCACAGAACAGCAGAGAAUUUUGAUCUCCUGAGCAGCUUCUCUGUUGGGGAGGGUUGGAAGAGGAGGACAGUUGUCUGUCACCUGGACAUCAGGGUAUCCAGUGCAGAUGGCCUCUCUGGCCCCUGUCGCCCUCCUGCCACCCACUCUAUCAAGUUCCGUGGUUCUCGACCCACCUCAAACCAAGGAACAGCUGCUGGUCUCCGAGGUGCACGGGCUGGCCGGUGGCAUGGGCGCAGGCCAGACCAGCCUUUGUAUGUGCCCCGGGUACUGCGCAGGCAAGAAGAAUGGGCACAUACUUCCAUCUCAGGGCUCAAGGGAGAGUCCCCAGCUGUUGGGGUCCCUGAAGAGCCUAAAGAUGUUGGUGCUGGGGACCCAAACUCCAAUCUGGGCAUCCAUGUGUUGGUGACUGAGGGACCAGAGAACCUAACAGGCGUGGGCCAAAGUGGUGCGAAGGAGCCACAGCUGGACCUAGCUGACCCUCAGCCCCCAGGACCCGGGAGUCCCUCAGGGAAGGGAGACAGGGUGGAGAUGACCACACAGCUUGGGUCCAGUCUGCAGCGGGACCUGGAGGAGGGGAAGGAGAGUCAGCUGGAGAAGACAGCAGAGGAGGGAGAAGAAAAUGAAAAGGUGGAAGAGGAGGGGCCCAGCAGCUGCCCAGAGGACGAUCACAGUGAGCUGCUGCAGGAGAUCACAGACAACCUGACUGAGAAGGAGAUUCAGAUAGAGAAGAUCCGUGUGGACAUGUCUUCCUUUGUAGAGGAGCUGCCUGCAGAGAAGGACUUUGCCCAUGUGGUGGAGAUCUAUGACUUUGAACCUGAGCUCAAGACUGAGGACCUGCUGGCAACAUUUUCUGAGUUCCAAGAGAAGGGGUUCAAGAUUCAGUGGGUGGAUGACACUCAUGCUCUCGGCAUCUUUCCCUGCCUGGCUUCAGCUACUGAAGCCCUUACCAAGGAGUUUUCAGCACUCAAGAUCCGGCCCCUCACGCAGGGAAGCAAGCAGUCCAAACUCAAAGCCUUACAGAGGCCAAAGCUCCUGCGUCUGGCGAAGGAGCGGCCACAGACAAAUGCUGCUGUGGCACGGAGGCUGGUGGCCCGGGCCCUGGGGCUCCAACACAAAAAGAAAGAGCGGCCAGCUGUCCAGACUGUCUCGCCGCCCUGAGGCCCUGGAGGCCCAGUGGGGCUGGAUCCCACAAGGGCUGAUUGGGCCCCAACACCACAAGCCUUUACAGACACCAAAGCAGCCCCACGCCACUGUUGGAGUUUCACUGUGGGGCGUAGUGGGCUUUAGCUUGGUCUAGUCCCAGAAAUUGAGAAAAAAUAAAAACUUACGUUGUUCUAAUGCAA